This is a messenger RNA of Tarenaya hassleriana, 2157 nucleotides long. Its product is annotated as GPI transamidase component PIG-S. The record is from RefSeq and is a predicted model, not a curated record. Gene Ontology annotation, biological process: attachment of GPI anchor to protein. Bases 179 to 1996 code for a protein of 605 amino acids. NCBI's taxonomy places the organism in Eukaryota, Viridiplantae, Streptophyta, Magnoliopsida, Brassicales, Cleomaceae. Gene Ontology annotation, cellular component: GPI-anchor transamidase complex. The transcript has 13 exons.
UUGAAAACGCUCGACAUGGUAUUGAUCCCGAGACCGUUGGGUUACAAGCCAUUCCCUUAAUCGCUGAGAUAAGACUGAUAGAACUUUAAUAAUAUAGAAAUUGUGAACCAUCUCUAUAUUACACCAUAACCUCGCCAGGCGCUGUCUGUGUCCGCAUCUGCAGCUCUCGGCAAUCGCGAUGGAAGAAAUCUCCGAUCCUCCGAAUCCAACCAGAGAGAUUUCAGAACCCAUGUCGGAGUUUGACCCGAAAACCAUGCGGACUACAAAGCCCGGCGCGAAGCGUCUCUUGAUCACCACAUCUGUGCUCGUGUGUUUCCUUCUAGGUUUCCCCUUUCUGUGGAAAUCCGUGGAAAUCUACCGCUCUCCGUUGCCGUUCCACGACAUCGACUCGCUUUCCGGUCAAAUUGAAUCGUCUCCGUUGCAAUUUCCCUGUACUUUCCACGCCAUUUUCGUCGGUUUCCGGUCGAUGAAUCCGAGUAACUUGCGAUCCGCAAUACUGGAUGGUGUAACUCAGUUUACCCAUCGGAGUUCAGGAUGCGGUUCUUGCAAUUUCUCCCUCUCGGUCACUGUACAAGACCCAGAUGACCAUUGUACCGAAACCAUAGUUCGCGACCCUUCCAAAUGUUCCUACCGCUGCGGGGUGAUAAAAGGAAAUGACUUUGGUAUUGGGUUGGAGGAUGCUGCAGUGGAUGAGUCCUUGAAUGAUAUUUUUGGUGGUUGUACUGGCCAUGGCGGGAAAAUAUAUAGUGUUGUAGUGGUGAAUAAAGAUCUUGGCAAUGGCGAAGGUGAGGUUAGGGCUGUGGUGGGCAAGCACAGGCAUGCCUGGAUUGUGGGAAGUGGAUUAGAGGAGAGAUAUGGAGACAUGGUGGCUAAGGUUUCCGAGAUAUUCGUGAAGGUGUUUAUGAAAGGUGGGAGGGAGGAAAGCUCAAUCAAUGGGGAAUUUAUGCCAGUAGGAUCAGAUGGGAAAGUUGUUCUCUCAUUCAAUCUACUAAAUUCAAAUCCACGCGAUUGGGUUUACGAUUGGGAUUUUCAGAGGAUAGAUGAGACUUUGUUAAGUCCUGUGAUUAAAGCUUUGGAACCUGUAGCUAAUAUAAGUGUGGAAAGCCAGGUUUUGUAUCAUACACCGAAGUCCUCAUUUGCCUCUUGGGAUGAAAAACUUCGGAGCCACAUCUUUAGGAUGAGUGAUCUUCCUUUCUUUGUGAAUUCAAAUGAGUGGCACUUGGACACUUCUGUUGGAGCUGGUGGACGUUCUAAGAUAUUGCAAUUUGUGGUAUACAUUCCAUCUGCAGGAGAAUGCCCUCUUCAACUGCAGCUGCCGAAUGGGGAGAUGUCUAAGACGAAUGGCUUCAUAUCUCCUAUGUGGGGAGGAGUUAUUGUUUGGAACCCUGCAAACUGUGAUAAAGGCUCUGGAAGUCCAGCUAGGACCUCUAUCCCUCCUCAGAAUCUUGAGAAAAUAUUUGAAGUUUUCUUGGGGCAAUUCCGGCAACUUUUCGGCUUUAAAUCUGAAGCGACGUAUACCAGUGGGUUGGGCACUUUCGAGAUCUUACCUAGUGAAAGAGGCUUCACAGAAUGGGAAUUGGAUGUAUUAUCGCGGCAGCACACAUGUUUCAAUCUUCAGUCGUGUGCAAACACUCUUGGUUCACUUUCUAGAUUAGUUCAAUCACUCCCGAGGAUGAUUAUCAAGGAUGAAAUAGGAGAACAAGUGAAGUUUUCUCUCAAAGCAGCAAAGAUGGCUCAAUCUAACGCUUCUUUAGGAGCUUACGGUUCAUCAGCCAGCUCAUCAAGAGAAGCUAGAUCUCUAGCUGAGGAUGCUUUCUUCCAUCCCUCCAUCAUGUCUGUCAGUUACUUCUCGUUCGAGCAUUGCUUUGCAGUGUACUCGCCCUUCUUUCUGCCCGUGUCAAUGCACGUCAUCCUUGCGGCACUACGAGAAUGGAAAAGAUAUAAGCAAGAGAAGGCAAAGUACCUGACUUCGUUAACCAGAAAGAAGACAGCCUAAGAUGCUUGUCCCCUUCAGACAUUGCAACACGGGAUCCAGCGGCAACUUUUUUAGAACACAACUAAGACUUUUGAUACUCCGAGUUUUGUUUCACUCAGUGUGCCCGAAUUCAAGUAUCAAGAUUAGCAUCGAUGAUGUACUGUUAUCGUUUUGAAACUUCA